AUGAAAAGGUUUCUAACCUCAAGCAGUAAUAAGCUUUUAAUCCAAUAACUGAAACAUCUCUAAGAUUAAAUCAACUCUAAAGAAAGAGAAUAUAAGAUAGAAAUAUAAAAGGUCAUUUCUGAAAGAGAUUUAAAGAAACAAAGGGUUAUAGAGUUAUAGAAGCAGAGGCUUAGAUUUUAAAUUUCUAAUUUAAACCAAGAACUACAUCAAUAAUUCUUUAUCUUGAAAUAAUUAAAUAAGUAGAUUAAAGAUUACGAAAUAUAACAAAAUUAGUCAAGAGAAUCUAAGUUAGAGAAUAAUAAAUAACAAUAAUUAAGAUGGGACAGAUUAUUAAAACUAAAAUGUAAAUAUUAAAUUGAAGCAUAAAAUUAAGAAAUUAAAUCAUACACUGCUAGGUUAGAAGAAUAAUUAACUACUAUAACUGAAUUAAAGUAUAAAGUGUAUGAAGAGUAAGUAGAAGAGCUAAAGAAAAGUAGGCUAACAAUAAAGUUCAAUAAAUAAGUUAACUCGAAAAGUAUAAUUAAAGCAAUAGAUAAUCAUAGGAUUUGUAAAAUUAAUACAAUGAUCUAAAAGAGAGAUAUGAUGUUGAAUUCAACAGUAUGUGAUCUCUCUUAGAUAAAUAAAUUGAAUACAGCUCUUUAUAAUAAUGAUAAAUGGAAUAAAAUUAAAGAUAAGCUCUUUAGAAAGUAAUUGUUGGAUUACAACGAAAUUGCUGAUUAACAUUAAAAUAAAAAAAAGGAACUUUAAAGUUUAACUGAUUUACUAGAUUCAAAAUUAUCAACUAUUGUAUCUUAUGAAACGAAAAGAUUGAUUUAACAAAUUAACUAAAGGAAUCAAAUUAAUAAUUAAGACUUGUGGAAGAUUAAAGUGAUGAUUAUCAAAGUAGAUAUGAAUUGGCUUACAAGAGUUAGAUAUCUAUAAAGGAAAAGAUAAAGAGAUAAAUUUGACGGCAGCCAACAGAAUAGAAUUGCGGGAAUAAAUUUAUUCAGUUUAGAAGAAAAUUAAAAUCUUAGAGAGAGAACUUUACCUUUCUUAAAAUACCUUAUAAUCAAAAGAGUCCGAUAUCUUAUAACUAUAGCAUAACAUUGA
Molecule: messenger RNA, 1089 nt
Organism: Paramecium tetraurelia
Lineage: Eukaryota; Ciliophora; Oligohymenophorea; Peniculida; Parameciidae
Exons: 2
Source: RefSeq, a predicted model, not a curated record